UUAGAAAGGAGAGUGAGGGGGGGAGGACGGAGGAUCAGUACGCUCAGUGAGGAUACAGAAACCAGCAGCAACAGAACGCGAACAAGAGACACCGGCGGAGUUCACUGGUGACUGAGGAUUAUGUGGCUGACAGCACGCUAUGACACCUAGGCAACAGAGGAAGUGACCAGCAUGCCGAGGAGAUAGGAAUCAAGGUCAAACUUAAAGUCUUCACCCCCUCUUCAUCAUGUGUGGUCUAUUAUUGAAAAACGAAGAGAUCCUCAAGUACAAAUCAGUAAGAGUCAUCAGUGUCUUAUCCAGCCAGGAGGAAGUCAUUAAUGAGGACUAUUGGAUUGUGGGAUACUGAACUGUCUCGUGGUUUCAAAAACAGCUGCAUAAGAUCUUGGUGUGUGUGAUCUCUCAGAAUACACUCCGGCUCACCCUGGCUGAUGGCAUCACAUGUCGUCUACUUCUUCAGCUCCUCAGGGGGCUAGGGGGCCCCUUGGGGCAUUAUGGGUAGGAGGGUCACGGACCCUACAAACCCAGUGCCUGCUCUGGGAGUUCCUCUGGCUGGGGGACGAUGGGGUCCACUAUGCAGUGUUGGGGUCCAGACUUCUCCAGGACUAAGACUUCUCCGCUCAAUCAAACAAAACACCAGACAGUCCUCCACCUCACAACAGUCACUGCCCAUAACAACCAAGAAAACAACAAACGUGGAGACAGCUGCCAUCCCUAGUGACAACGACCGUCUGCCAGUGUCCAAGGAGACAUCUCAGAAUGAGAUCAACAGCUUGACACAAGACGACAUGGGGUCACAGGGCUCAGGCAGUGGCAUUUACUGCCAGAUCAAAACUAUACAGAGUAAUCCCAAGGAUGCACGAGGUAAAAAGACUGCUCGCUAUGCAAACGGCAGCGUGGUUACCUCGGACGCUGUGGGUGGGGUGUGCAGUGAGGGCGCAGACAGUAAAGAGCCAAUCAGAGAGAGGAGAAGAGUCCAGUCCCUGCGUGGAGAGGGCCAUCGCUCUGUGGCUAAAACAACUAGUGUCUGUACCACUGUCCAUGCCACGCCUCCUCGCCCCUGUCGUGUCAUGGCUUCGUCCCCAUCCCGUCUGUGUGGGACAUGUGGGAGGAGACGUUCACAGAUUACACAGUGUACUGGGGCAUGUCGCAGAAGGCCUACUGCUCAAAUCACCGCCAGCCAGACUUUACCUAAUCCGGCUCGGAAACAGUCCAUGCCUGCCCACCAGGCCCAAAAAGACUCAUCCACUGUGGACACCCAAACCAAUGCCAAAACCACACAUGUGGCAAAGUCCCACACAUUUGUGAAGCCCAGCCAAAUACCACAGCUGUCCCACACUAUACCAAAAACACAGAGGUCACAUUCAAAACAUUCACUGAACAAAACCAAUCAGUUCUCCCAGCAGCCACGUCCCAUGUCUGCAGACUUCACCCAGUACAAGAACUCUGCCACACAAACAAUAGAAACACAUAACAACAGCAUAGAACAAGCUACAUCUGCAGAGGAGGUAAAAGAAACAGACAAAGAGGACUUCUUGAAAAUAGAUCAAACACAAGCACAUGCACCAGUCCUUAAUAAUGCAAAACCUCCAGUCUGUUCCAAUCUCACGACAUCCAGUAGCACUCCACCUCUCCCCCCUAAAGUCAGCUCCAAACCCUCGACACCGGUACUGCAAACCAAAAAUCAAGAUGGCACUGAUAACAAACAAAAGGAUUAUACAAAACAGAAAAGUAAAUCAUUUGAGGAUCAUGUCCUGCCUUGUACAACCCAUUUGAAAGCACAAUGUAAUGGGGCCCCAGGUGGGCUGUUUGGGGCACAUGUGGGACAUGUACCACGAGGGCUGGAAGGACAGCUUCAGACAGUGGAGGAGAACCUACUGUCCAACCAGGAGAAGAUCAAGGUGCUUCUCAAUGUCAUUCAAGACCUGGAGAAAAGCAAAGCACUCAGUGAAGGUCGAACCUCAUACAGAACUGGUCAAGAUAUAAACAACUGUCCCACCUGCCAAAAGACAGCAUGUAUCAUCUACAGUGUGGAGCAUGAUUUCCGGCAGCAAGAAGGACGUUUGCGGGGAGUUAUGGAAGCCCUGGAGGGGGAAUAUGAUGUGCCUGUAUCUCAGACCAAAACAAUGCCAGCCUCCUCCUCCAGUCGUGCAAGUACCAAGGCGAAAGUCAAGAAACUGCGCAAAAAAUGUUUCUGGUGGCUCUAAACAUCCACUGAGGAUUAUACAUUUUGCAUUGGUGACAGAACAUUUCGCUGGGUUACUGAGUGUGCUGGCCUCCCAAACCAGGAAUGAUGGACGCUGACAGAGCAUUGGCCCCUGCUACAGUAAUUUGUAAUCAACAGUGAAAUGGAAGUCAGAGCUCAGGUUUGAGGUAACAAGUGCUGACAUCUUUGAUGAAGCGAUGGCAUUUCCGAAGGCUCACAGGCAAAAUGUUUGUCGUGGUGCUGAGUGGUUGUCUAGACAGACGGACAGACAUGUCUCUGGAUUUAUGUCAAGACAGAUCCACGCGCAAU
Boleophthalmus pectinirostris (great blue-spotted mudskipper) is the source of this 2512-nucleotide messenger RNA. It is a transcript of the gene insyn2b, whose product is annotated as protein INSYN2B. The transcript has 4 exons. The record is from RefSeq and is a predicted model, not a curated record. Gene Ontology annotation, cellular component: postsynaptic density. Bases 492 to 2204 code for a protein of 570 amino acids. Gene Ontology annotation, biological process: inhibitory postsynaptic potential. Lineage: Eukaryota; Metazoa; Chordata; Actinopteri; Gobiiformes; Gobiidae.